This is a messenger RNA of Drosophila eugracilis, 532 nucleotides long. It is a transcript of the gene RpS29, whose product is annotated as 40S ribosomal protein S29. Bases 46 to 216 code for a protein of 56 amino acids. The record is from RefSeq and is a predicted model, not a curated record. Gene Ontology annotation, cellular component: cytosolic small ribosomal subunit; ribosome. NCBI's taxonomy places the organism in Eukaryota, Metazoa, Arthropoda, Insecta, Diptera, Drosophilidae. Gene Ontology annotation, biological process: translation. The transcript has 3 exons. Gene Ontology annotation, molecular function: structural constituent of ribosome; zinc ion binding.
UCCCUAGUUCCUUUUCUUUUCGAAUUUCUCGUGGAAAACGCCAACAUGGGUUUCGCUACUCUCUGGUACUCGCAUCCCCGCAAAUACGGCCAAGGCUCCCGAAGCUGCCGUGCCUGCUCUAACCGCCACGGUCUGAUCCGCAAGUAUGGCCUGAACAUCUGCCGUCAGUGCUUCAGGGAGUACGCCAACGACAUUGGCUUCAAGAAGCUGGACUAAAUGUCCUCUUCGCCAUUUGGAACGCGUGACUCGCGUCUCAAAACAACAAUCGGCACAUUAAUAUAAGCAUUCGCCGCAACUUGGGGACUCCUUAUAUUAAUAUGCCGGCAGCAGCAACAGCAACACAACAUAAUCAUUUGGGGAUUUAAGCAAGGACAAAGCACACAUGGAACCAAUUCCAAAGUAAUCUCUAAGCAAGUAACCAGAAUGGCCACCACCACAGAAUUCCAACAGUUACCACCUUCCGCGAAGGAUCUUUGUUAAACCAAUAGUUUGUUUAAAUCUCCGUCUGAUUAAACCCAUAACAAGAAACGUA